CUGGCUGCGUCCCUGAACGCAUCGGUGCAGUCAGUGUCAGUGGAGUCUCCAUGCGCUUGGAGCUCCGGUCUGGACGCGGGCCAGAGCCUGUCUGGUAUCAAACCAGCCUGAACAGAUACUCUCAGACAUCUCAUUUCUUCACCUCAUUCCUGAGUCGGGACUCUGCCCACCCCUUGUGUAAAGCAAUUUAAACCUGAUAGGACAUCAUCUGCCUAUCUCCUCUGAGAAUCUCCUCUGGACUGUUACACAGCAGCAGCAGCAGCAGCAGCACUGUGGAGUCUGAGCCACGCAUGGCUUUUACGCGCAGACCCGCGUCCACGCACUGUCCACCAACUGCCGUGUGAGACGCACUUUAAUGCAAGUUUGAAGUUGUGACUUCUCUCAUGCUCCAUAUUUGACCCCGAUCCGUGGAAAUGCUCCGUCCAGAUCCAUAAAGGACCAACGACUGGUUAAUAUGAACUUAAUGCCAAGUGGAAUAUGUUUUUAUUUGUCUAUAGCAAUCUGCUGGCUGAUGGCCGGGGAGGUCGAUGCGUCCUGGUGGUACAUGGGCACACUAGGCUCUCAGGUGAUGUGCGACAACAUCCCUGGUCUUGUGAACAAGCAGCGCCAACUGUGUCGCCAACACCCCAGAGUGAUGCAGGCCAUUGGGGCCGGGAUGAAGGACUGGAUCUCAGAGUGCCAGCAUCAGUUCCGCAGCCACCGCUGGAACUGCAACACCACCACCAGGGACCACAACCUGUUCGGACGCCUGCUGCUACGCAGCAGCCGAGAGGUAGCCUUCGUGUACGCCAUCUCCUCGGCCGGUGUGGUUUACACGUUGGCGCGAGCCUGCAGCCAAGGGGAGCUGGACUCCUGCUCCUGCGAUCCCACUAAGAAGGGCUCGUCGCAGGACGCCAAGGGCACCUUCGACUGGGGCGGCUGCAGCGACCACGUGGAGCACGCCAUGCGCUUCAGCCAGGCCUUUGUCGACGCCAAGGAGAGGAAAGAGAGGGACGCGCGGGCUCUCAUGAACCUGCACAACAAUCGAGCCGGCAGGAAGGCAGUGAAGCGCUUCAUGACGCUGGAGUGUAAAUGUCACGGUGUCAGCGGGUCGUGCAGCCUCCGCACCUGCUGGUUGGCGAUGGCCGAUUUCCGACGCACCGGCGACCACCUGCGGAAGCGCUACAACGGAGCAGCGCAGGUCGUCGUCAACCAGUACGGCACUGGGUUCACCGCCGCGCACGCACACUUCAAACGGCCCAGCAAGAACGACCUGGUGUACUUUGAGAACUCGCCGGAUUAUUGCAUACGGGACCACGAGUCAGGGUCGAUGGGGACAGGGGGCCGCGUCUGUAACAGGACGUCCCGCGGCGUGGACGGCUGCGAGGUGAUGUGCUGCGGCCGGGGCUACGACACGUCGCGGCUCAGCCGCACCUCCAAGUGCGAGUGCAAGUUCCACUGGUGCUGCGCGGUGCACUGUCGCGACUGCCAGCAGCAGGUGGACGUGCACACGUGUAAAGGCCAGACGUGACGUCACUGGACUCAACCGAGCAGUCACUCACACACACACACACACAAAGGAUAGUGCAUAGACUCCACCCACCCCCCCAACAUCACCUGAUCACCUGUCAAUCAAACAGUAGCUCGUCUUGUUGCUUUUCAUCCCGUCUCGUGGUCUUUUAUCUGAUGAUCCAGUUCCUCCAUCUGUAAGAUAUUAGUCGCAUGUUUGUUCACAUUGUCAGAUAACAUUUAACCUGACACAUUAAAACCAGAUUUAGAGGUGGAUUUAAAUCCGAUUCGGAUCAGUUUUCUACAGCGACACAUGACGACAAUGUCAAAACCAGUGCUGGUACACAGUGGAGUUUAGAGUCUUCUAAAUACAAUCAAAGGCCACUUUAUUAGGUACACCUUCAAUUGCUUAUUCAUGCAAACAUCUCAUCAGCCAAUCACAUGGCAGAGACUCGAUGCCUUGCGUUUAGGGAAGUAGACGAGGUCAAGACGACCUGCUGAAGUUUAAACCAAGCCUCAGAGGUGUGGUCCGAAAAAGAGAAUAUCCAGAAAACAAACCGCCUCGUUGAUGCCGGCGGUCAGAGGGAAAUGAUCAGACUGCUUGGAAAUGAUGGAAUUACAAAAGUAACUACAGACGAUGUAUGAAGAAGAGCAGAUGAGCUGCAGCAGCAGAUCACAGCGGGAACACUGAGGUGUCCUGUGUACCUAAUAAAGUGGCUGCUGCUGAGUUAUUCUUGUAAAAUUGAGGAGUUCUACACUGUGACCUGACGGGGUGAGUUGAUGCUCCUCCUAUUUUUCCUGCAUCCUUUAAAAAAAACAAACAAAAAAACACUGCAAAUGUGGUCACACCUACGCCGUUACCAAAGCAACCCAUGCAGAUAAGGUCGGUCAUGUUGGCCUCACAGAUCUGGUGUCAUCACUUUAAUCUGCCUGACAAGAUCUGCUGUUGGACACAGACAACCUGUGACAGUGACGCUGCAGUCAAGAGUUUUCACACCAGGAAACAGAAGCAGCAUAAUCUGAUCUGCCCUGGGUCAAAUCGACGCUCUGUAAGUAAACAGAGGAGAAAGAGGCCCCGAGCACUGACACGCUGAAAUGACAUCUGACAUUAUAUAAUCUGUUAUAAUGGUGUCACUCUGUGCUGCCUUUGACACCAGGUUAAUGUAAAGCAGACUCAAAGCCACCAUUGUUUGUUUAGCAGCAGCAACAGCAGGGUUGCCAGGUCUGAGUGUCUGCAAAAAAUAGAGCAAAUGUAAAAAGCAACUCCUUGUUAAUAAAACUAUUCAAUCAGCCAAUCACGUGGCAGCAACUUAAUACAUUUAGGCAUGUAGAAUGAGCAGACUGGUCUGAAAUAACAGAAAGACAACAGAACCUCAGGAUUGCAGGACAACAUGUCAAACCUUGAAGCAAACCGACUACAGCAGCAGCAGACCACUUUAUUAGGUACACGUGAUACCUAAAGAAGUGUUUUUUUUACUUUUUACUUCCAGUACAUUAACAUGAAAUCACCAAAACAAACAAUCUCAAUCCUCCUCCGCUCACUCUGUCACUGCCGAUUUUAAUUAUAACCUAAAAUCUGUCCCAUUAUUCUGACACGACAUGGAUCAGCGUUGUUGAUGUGAUUGUUGGUAACUUACCAAUCUGUCCACUGUCCGGUUGCUGCAGCAACAGUUUAACAUCCUGUACACACAAACACACCUACAGACAAGUUACUCAUUCAGUGUGAGUCUUAUAAAACCAGCACCAGGUGUGGAAAGAGCAGACUUUUAUAGUGUCUAAGUGUUUUACUGUCCUUUGUCUAAAGGUGUAAAGUCUCUUCUUCCUUCACUCUAUUUAUUUACUCUCACAAAUGUAAAAAAAAAAAAUCUAUUUGUUAAUAAUCUGUUUUAUAAACCUAUGAUCACAACAAUAUUUCAACACAUUUCUUUGUAGAUAAGUGGGUGUUUUUCAUCCUUUACUUGCAGAGUUUAAUCAGACAGGGCCCUGUGUGUGUGUGUGUGUGUGUGUGUUUGAGUAAAUAUUUUUGUAAAUUAAAAUCAGAUUAUAGUUUAUGGAACCAUUUACUGGAACCAGAGAACGCACAAUAUCAUCAACAAUAAAAACUGUUUUAACGAAUUCUUACCGCACCGACGCAGCUGCGGUUAAAGCGGGAGCCAGCUUCCUCCCAACUGAGUUUGAAUACAACAGGGCAAACAAUAAGUCGAGUCAUAUUUACCAGCCAGUUAAUCUGGAAAGAAAAUGUUGAGGCUUAGAAUGUGCAAAUAAGGAAAUCUUCAUCCUCCUGUGUGGAAAGAAAUAUUCAUACAGAACCACAUCAUUGUUCAGCCUCCUGAGAUGAUAUUGUACUCACAACACACCGACUGCAAAUAUUAGAAUACUGCACUCUCCAAAAACGAUUUCCUGCCAAUCACUACUUCACAAAUCCUGGUGGUGGCGCUAGAUGUCAGUCGAAAACGUCUUUUUUCGAUGCAAAAACACACAGAAAGGCUGGCUUUAUUUAAAAUUCCUAAAGGUGAGGGAGUGAAGUGGAGAAGAACGUGAAAUUAGAGCAGCUGUCUGCUGUGAGGCUGCAGUACCACUGACACAGAGGAAGAGGGCGACAGAGCGCAGGACUGUAGCUAAACCAGCUCUGCGUUUGUGAACAGUGACGUUGAAAAUAUUGCUUUGAAACGUCAUUUUCGAACACUUAGCAGCUGUUUUAAUCAUUUA
Messenger RNA from Solea solea (common sole), 4197 nucleotides. RefSeq names its product wingless-type MMTV integration site family member 2 (gene wnt2). Gene Ontology annotation, biological process: canonical Wnt signaling pathway; neuron differentiation; multicellular organism development. NCBI's taxonomy places the organism in Eukaryota, Metazoa, Chordata, Actinopteri, Pleuronectiformes, Soleidae. Gene Ontology annotation, molecular function: cytokine activity; frizzled binding. The coding region runs from base 455 to 1510 and encodes 351 amino acids. The transcript has 5 exons. The record is from RefSeq and is a predicted model, not a curated record. Gene Ontology annotation, cellular component: extracellular region.